AUGGCUGCAAUACACGUAAUGGGCAAGUUCCCCAUUGAGGAGGUGGUUUCCAGUUCGUAUAAAGGCUUCGUGAUGGAGCAGUUCCACCAGAUGCUGGACGCGCUGACCGAAAAACUCAUCGGGCGAAGGCCGAUCAUCGUUGCGGGAGACUUUAGCGCUUGGGCUGCGGAGUGGGGAGCAGAUGCACCAACGCCAGAGGAUACACCUUCGCUAUACGUCUUGAUUUUGGCGGUGAGUGUAGUGCAUGGAGAUUACACUUCACAUAUGAAGCCAAUAAUCGGCAGCAGUUAUAGCAAAAGUCCAUUGUUGCAUACUAGUUGGCCAUUGAAACACAACCUUGCCUCAACGGUAUUGAAACCGUACAUGGUUCAAUUGCGAAGUGGAAGUCGGCUGACUCCGGUUGCAGUCCGACCGGCGCCGGGUAUGAUGAUGAGUUUAAAGCGCCCAGUUAAAUCGGUUCUUAGCCCGACGUACCCGUUACUGAAGACACCGCAUAUGAAACGACCUAUCAUAGCUUCCCCCCAUACCUCAUACGUGUUGAACCUGAAUUUGAAACACAAACUCCACAGUUCUCCACCUGCACCCAAAACGGGAGGAAUAGUUUUUGAAAAACUAAAACCGCUAGUACCACAGUCAAGCGGACUCUUGACCUCCCCUAAGGAUGGCGCAAUCCAUACGAUUCCCGCCCCGAACCUGGCAGGCAGUCAAGGAAAUGCAGUUCAUCAACUACAAAUCACCUCAUUUGAGGACAAUAAUCAUUUGGAAAUCGAUAUACAUAAAGCGACGAAGCCGGUUUUGCCAACCAAGAGCACGUUUGCCCCUAAACCUACUUAUGCUGCCCUAUCGACGCCAUCGAUUACGACAUUCCGUCACCAAACGCCAUAUCUCCCAGUAACGGCGCACCAGUAUCAAGUCAAGGAGGAACACAACAAUGACUUAACACUAAAAGAUCCGCUAUCCGGAAAGAAAACAUAUUUUGCCCCCGACCCUGAUCCAUCUCUCCCUAACAGAACAUUAAAACCUACUCAAGAUCCUUUAAGCGAACCAAGUAACGGGAAAUAUCCGCCUGGAGACCUUUUGAUACAGGCUCAAAAUCAAGCCCAGUAUUUAUCUCAGUUCAACACGACACCUUUUAAACAGAAACCGUUUUAUGGAAUUGCUACAGCUGCCCCACAACCAGGUUACGGCAUUCCAUUGGCCUCACAACCACAACUUCAGCAACACAUUCUUCAACAAACAUCAAUGCUACAGGGAAUGCCAUUGUCUCUGUACAACCCAACGUAUCUCGUAACACAGUCUAAUAACCUGUUCAACAACCAUCAGCAACAGUUACAAACGAAUUUGUUCAAACCGGAGACUAACUUCCUCGGAACAGUUCCAGCACCGCAACCCGCGCCCGGCAAUAUUUUACUUAAUUCAUAUUCCUACAAACACCCAGAGCCGGCAGCCAGCGCAGGUCAAAUCCUUGCCGCAACGCAAGACCAACUGCACGAGCUCCAGUCUGCUGUAAGUCAGAUACAGUUAAAUGAUUUGCAACAACAACAAUCACAUGAUGUUCCAACGUACGCCCAGCUUGUUGGACACGAACAGCUAGCACUGCACCAACAACAAAUUCCUCAGCAAAACCAACUUGAGCAGCAAUUACAGCAGCAGCUUAUUCAGCAACAGGAGAAGGCCUCUCACAAUCAGCUUACCGAAAGUGAAAUUGCGAAUUUACUGAACUACGGUACCAUUAACCUACACAAUAAUUUAUCACCAAAUGACUACUACCACUACCAGGUAGAUCAGGAGCAGCAGAACGCUUUUCACCCACAACCCCAGCAAAAGCAGCAAUUAUCAUUCUACGAGCUCUCCGAACGCCAACGGGAAAACGAGCAAAUCCUUGCCCAAGCCCAACAAGAUCUGUUUCAACAGCAGCAGCAGCAGCAGCAGCAGCCAUCGCAGUCGCCUCAAACGACAGAUUACCUGCUCGCAUUUCAGGAACACCAGCAAGCCGUCGCGAACGCAUUGGGACUAGGUGGUGAUGCGCAAAAUAGUAAGAGGGCGACUGCCGAGUCCGAAACUGCCACAACCCCUCUUCGGAUAUUCGUUCCGGACAACGAGAGUGACUAUCCCAAUAGUGUCAAGGCCCAAAAGCGUAUGGAUGAACUGAAUUACGAAUAUCCGGAAGAUGACGAGGCAGUCAAUCCUUACAAUACGGAACCCAGUGCCAGGAAAAACGGCAUAAGCAGACUUGAUGCCGAUCAAUUGGAAGAAGCACCUAUCGGAGAUGACAAUACUAGUACCGUAAACAGUACAGUGAAGCUACUCUCGGGUUUGGCACUAGGAAUUUGCGAUUUAGAUUAUCUUCUCCCAUCAUGCAAAUUUACGGUGGAACAGGAAGUAGAGGGAAAACUAUCGUUAUUGGACCUGCUGAUUACCAGGAAAGAAGACAAUACCCUGAAGUUCAGCAUUUUUCGAAAACCAACGUCUACCGAUCGUUACAUUACUACGGACUCGAAUCACUUCGGGGCCCAAAAACAAGCAGCUUUUCAUUCUAUGGCGCAUCGUCUAGUCAACAUCCCCAUGGAGCAGGAAAAUUUUGCAGCGGAAAGGGAAAGGAUCCAGAAAGCUGCUGAAUUAAACGGGUACGACAAAAAGUUUGUGGAUAAAAUAAUCCGCAAACAUCUCCGCAAAAAACAGCGCCAUGAUACCACUACACUACAGCCUGAAAGAGAAGAAGUACAAAGAAUCAGCCUGCCGUUCUACCCGAAAGUAACAAACCACAUUAGAAAGGUACUUAAGCGGCAUGGUUUCCAUGUGGUCCACAAAAGCGGCAAUGCCUUACAGGAACUUUUGAAUAAUCAAAAGGACAAGGUUCCGCCUGACGAACGCUCAGGAAUUUAUGAAAUUCCGUGCCAGGAUUGCCCAGCGGUGUACAUCGGGCAAACGCGGAGAAAAUUCAAAAUUCGCCUAAAGGAACACAGAAAGGCAGUGGAGAACGAACGGCCCAACGACUCCAGUGUAGCCUUGCACUCAAUCUGCUCCAAACACAAUAUCAAUUGGGGAAACGCAAAGCUGCUCAAAAACGUGAGAGUCUUCUCAUUUGACUGCGUGGGAGUCGAUGUACAUCUGUACGGAGGACCGUCCCCUGAUGAAUGA
This is a messenger RNA of Sabethes cyaneus, 3141 nucleotides long. RefSeq lists its product as uncharacterized. The transcript is spliced from 9 exons. NCBI's taxonomy places the organism in Eukaryota, Metazoa, Arthropoda, Insecta, Diptera, Culicidae. Bases 1 to 3141 code for a protein of 1046 amino acids. The record is from RefSeq and is a predicted model, not a curated record.